GAAAAACCCCCCUCUCCGUGUAAAGCCGGCAGCCGCCAGCCUCGGCACACAAAGAAAAUCAGCAUAUUCAGGGUUAGCAGCUGUUGAUUCUUGAAGUGUGACCUCCAAGCUCCUCCACUCAGACACCCAGGGUCACCCAGCCUCCACCCGCCCGCCACACGGGGGAUUACAUCCAGUCAGAGGAAUCUCACGAGUUUUUGUUUGUGUCUCGUUCUGAGCAUCUUUCACAUUUCUACUCGAUUAAAUCACCGUCUCUCUGUUUUUCUCUGUCCUCGUUUCAGGUCGACUUUGAGCAGUUCAAGAACGCGCUGAUUCUGGUUUUGUCGUCGACCAUAGAGCAACCUCCAGCAGAGACAGAGGCCUUAUCAAGACCAGGUAAAGUCUGGAUUCCUGUGUGCCCCUUUGUUUCAGGUUUGGGAUCCGACUCUGAUACUUUGGGUUGAAAUCACUCCAGGAAAUGUACAGUUUAAAUGCUACGUUUGACUUACCCCGGAAGUCAAAAGUUGGUGUUGAAAAUGACAUUGAGUUACCAGCAUUCAGUUAUCAGGUUGGAAAAAAGCAAAAUUGGAGGCUGAAACAAGAUGGCUACAUCUACUUAAGUUAUUUUAGCGCUUGACUUGUCCAAAUAUAAGGCAGGUGCUAAAAUAACUUUCUUUGACUUGGUAAGUCUGCUCUGAAGCGACACUUGUUUAUUCAGGCUUUUGGUAUUUAGUUAGGUUUUUUGUAGUGUGUUGUUAAGCUCUUUGGGUAUCUUGAAAGGCGCUAUACAAAUGUAAGAUAUUAUUAUUAUUUUUAUUUAAUUUUUUUUUAUUAUGGUAACUGAAGCGCUGAGAACUCGGGUGUAACGUCAUUUUCGGCCCCGACAUCUGACUUCCAAGGUUACUCGAAUGCAGCAUUAUUUACAUCACAUGGUCGUGUGACAGUUAGCCAAUCAGAUAGUGUUGUGGGCGGGACAUACUUUUUAACACCGUAUUUUUCGCACUAUAAGGCGCACUUAAAAUCCUUUUGGCUUGUCGGAGCUCUGCAGCUACCGUAGCCUCAUGGAGUUAUUGAAUGAGUUUAAUAAAGUUUGACUUAUCGGACUGUUUUGUUUGGCUUAAUGCGCUUUAUAAUCCGGUGCACCUUAUGUAUCAAAAUAGACGCGAAUAGACGCGUUCAUUGAUGGUGCGCCUUAUAAUCAGGUGUGCCUUUAUAGUGCGAAAAAUACGGUGAAUAACUCUCUUCAGCCAUCUGAAAUGAAAGUCUGAAUGACGUUUAACCGCCCUGAGAGUUGGCUAAUGCUAAUGCUAAUGCUAAUGAUCGGUAUACGCUUAAGUCUGGAGUCUGUAACAACAUCUAUCUAUCUAUAUCUAUCUACGUCGGGAUCCUAAACAGUCUGAACCUCUCCGUGACAAAAACAGGAGUUUCAGCCGCGGUCCUGCACCCAGGCUGACCCCCUUCCCAGGACUGCAGUCAGACCAUUAUAGCUUCUUCAAACGCGGCCCGCUAAAGUUAGCCACUGGAGCGCUUUGGACUUGGAAAGUCCUAAAAAUAGUUCCUAGGUUUAAAAAUACAGAAGUUCCCCUUUAAGAGGAGUCGCUGAAGCCGCCCGCUGUGUUUACAGGAAGUGAAGCAUGAGGCCCUAUCAUGAGCCUGAUCUGUGUCCACUGUCAGUCCCAGUUUAAUUUUGACCCUGAAGACACCCAUACCCGUGACGUGAAGGCUGAGUGUGUGCGGCGGCCCCCCUGCUGACUCAGCAGUAAAUCUACAUACAGAAGCACCGGGCCGCCUCUAAGCCAAUUAGCCGACACCUGACCUGUUCGCACCGUCAUGGUUUGUGAGGUUGGGUGUUUUUAGACAGAGCGCUUUUCUACGAACAAACACACGAAUGUAUCGAGACUUUUUUAUGAUUGAUAAGAUCAUUUCCAGGAGGUUCCUCUGCAGGUUUCAGACACUGACCUUUAGUUUUGUCUGUUUCCUUAAAAUAAUGAGACUUUAACAGACUUUGGUUUCUGCUUUUGGAGAAGUUCUGAGUUUUGGGGAAGUAUCUGCAGCUGUAAUCCCAUAUUUUUGUCAUGAGCAUGUGGGUUUGACUCAGAUUAUAUGACCAUUCUCAUCCUUGUCUGUAUGAGCUGCUGCUGCUGUUAUUUGACCUCCAUUAAUCCCCUCUCCAGUCGCACCAGUCUCAGCAGAUGACUGUCUAUCAUCAGUCUGGUUCUGCUUCAGGUUUCUGCCUGUUAAAGAAACUUCUUCUUCUGCUAAAUCCUGCAGAGUGUCUCACUCUAAUCUGACUGGAUGAGUUCAGUCCUAUCUUGAUUGAAGAUUGAUUAAAGAUUGAUUGUGUCUCCUCAGAGUCUCCUGAGAUCCAGCCAAAGUUUGUGAAGGGCAGUAAACGCUAUGGUCGCCGCUCCACGCCGGAGUUCAUCGAGCCUUUUUCUGGCACGUCUGAAGCCACAAAUGGACACGGACCGGAGAAGGAGGCCGACCACGAGGACUGCGAUGACUCCGCCGUCCCGAGGAAGCGUGAGGUAAAUGACUAUGAACGCCGUUGUUCUCCGGCAGCGCUCUGAACAUCCGGACACUCGGACGGCUUCCUUAUCUCCUCCCGUCCUCGCUCGAACCGUGUUUUCUCUCCGCAGCAGCAGCGAGGAGAAGGCGAUAUUCUUAGAUAAUCAGCUUAGCGGCGUUGAUGACAGGUCCUGAGAUGUGAUAGAGACACUUCACUCAGGAUCCACAGGGUUCCCGGGUCGUUACGUAACUCUGCAGCUCCGUCUGUACCUAACACUGAGAGCACAAUUACUCUUUAACCAGCUGCCGGUAGUUAAGAUGGAAGCAGAGCGCUCACUGAGCGUCACUGUGCCGUCAGGUUGAUGGUCCAUGAUGUGGGUUGAACUUUACCCUCAGCUGCAUGUGCCUGUUGUGAUGUGGUUGUCAAGGCAACACCUUGUUCUGUUCCCAACGCCCAUAACAGGUGCCUUCACGCUCCUGUGUCAUAAAGCUGCACAGCGUUUGUCUAAUCUAAAUCUCGCACACCUGAAAAGAAAAGACGUCGUUUCUCAGAUACGUGAAAUGAACAUCCUGCGUUUCCCCGCUGUGUUCAUGCAUCCACGACUUUGGACGUCGAAAUACGAUCUGAAGAUCGUAGUUCGUUUCACAUCGUAGUUCGACUGUGUCGUUUGUUUCAGGAUUUAAAGAACUAAUUUGUCGUCUAAUUUAAUCAUCGUAGCGUGUGGACCUUAUCCAGUAGGAGAGCUUAACGUCCACGAGGUCCAGCAUCAGUCAAAGAACAGUCAAAAUCUCUUUUUAUAUCUAUAGGGGCCAGGUUUAGUCUGAUCUACGACCAUAAUCCUCUAAAACGUUGGAAUGUCUUUAGUGGAAAUCACUGCAUGGACUUGAAAUAACUUGAAAAACUAUCGUCUGUAAACAGAAACCAGAUAGAAUGAGGAUCCAGAUCUAUGAAAUAAUACUAUAAACUGCAGAACUUAAGACGUGACAUGAGGAAAGGUCAUGUUAUGACUGAUGAUACCAAAACAAGCAGAUGAGGGUGUUUGCAGCAGUUUCCCAAAGUUUCUGUUUCUGCCAUAACAUCGAAACGCAGCCAUGAGGAAAUCGCUUUGUGUCGGAUGUAAAAUAACAAUUAUGCAAUUUGGAAACUCCAGGAUUUACAGAGUGCUCCAGCUUGAGGAGAACAGGCUGACUUUGCCAGCGUGGGCGUGCUGCAGCUAAAUAAAUCACAACACUGAAAUCACUGAGAUGGUAGAAUGAUGGCCCGCUCAGCUUGUGCACGGAUGGACGUGUUCAUAUUGUGGCUAUUGUCUGAGCUCCACCAAGACAAACACUAUUGCAGACACUGAAGUGAAGCGUGUCUCAGUGUUGACUGAUGCUAAGCCGCAACAAAGCUACAAUGUCCGGCCUGUGGACCAGCAGAUGGGAGGGGUCAGGGGGCUGUGCCAUAGAGACUCUGUGAGGACGAGGAGGAGGGAGAAGGACAGAGACAGAGGAACAAUGAGCUCCUCCACCCCCACGCUCCUGGAUGCCUAUGCAGCAUGUAUGAAAACGCUGCUCCCAGGAUCCCAUCUGUUCUUCAUUCCCUCACUGUUUGCUUCUCAGACAAUAGGCGGUCACGCUGGGAGGGGGUCGCAGCAGCACUCUGGGUCACACGUCCAAAUAACAAACCCCUGCUUUCAUUUGACCACAACAUGCGCAGAAAACUGAAGGAGAACUUUUUGAAAAGUUUUUAUGACUAAAAGUAUAAAAAGUUGUGAAGCUAACGGGCUUCAGUAGGCGGCCUUUAAACAGCUGCUGCUUGUUUUCACAUCACGAUAAAUUAACAUAUUGCACUGUCACUUUUUCAAAUUUGAUGUCAAUGGUUGUUUGUUCUUUUGCAAGAAUGAAAAUCUGCUUCAGUUGGGUGUGAAAAAGUCUUUGGUUUAUAUUUGAAAAGUGUGCAGCAGCAACCCUGACUAAAGGUGUCUUCUUUAUUCAUUGAUAACGGAUGACUUGAAUCUAGCACAGUAGCCCGGAGGAUUCCUCAAAUUCACAGCAGAGCACAGAAAACCUUUUUGUUUUUAACUGCCUUUUUCUAAAUCCAACCGUCGUCAGCACAAAGGCUCCCUUGUGUGUUUUUGUCAGAUGCUCUGCUCAGUUUUUCCACCCAGACUCUAGUUCUCGUGAUUUCAAACGAACAUUUAACGUAUGAACACCUGAUUGUUGCAUGAGCAAGUUAGCCUGCAGGACGGCGAUUUUAGGAUUAAGUAACACUGCUGGUUUUUAUUAAAGCCAGCCUCUCUGUGAUACUAAUUUCUUGGUGUUUUUCUUCUUAACAGCGCUGGAUCGCUCAUGAAACAAGCAUCGAGGAGUUUGAGGCAGAAGGUAAGUCAGAGUGGCAGGAUCUCCAGAAGAGUGGUAUCACUGGUUUCAUCUCCAGGUUUUGAUGGUCUUCUUGUUAUCUUUCAUGUAGGCCAGCUGCAUCUCUGGAACCCGGACGAGCCGAGCACCCCUCGAGGAGCUGGAGUUCCUCUGUCGAGCUCUUUAGAGGAGAGGCUGCGAGAAGCCUGCGAGGAGCUGGAGAUCUCCUGGGACGGAUGUGCCCAUCAAUCUGAACUGGUCACCUUGUGUGAACUCCUGGGCCUGGAGGUGAGGAGACACAGAUGAUAUCAGGACAGAUUUUUAAAGCUCAUUAUUGUUUAUCGAUUCAUCUAAUGAUUAGAAAGAUUUGGCAUCACUUAAUUAUGCUGUGGAAACUUUUUUAACUGUGCUGCAUUUUUAUCUGGCCUUGUGUCACGAAAUGUAACAUCAGUCAUUUUAACUGUAACUGCUGAACUUAGGGGUAAGGUUUGGAAAUCAGAAAAACUUUUGUAUUGUUAUUAUGACACAUAUUUUUACUGCACUGCAUUUUUGUCUAUGAGAACCUUGUGUCACUGAAUGUAAUAUAAAUCCUUUUAACUAUAACUGGUGAACUCAUGAGGACUCAUAAUGUACUUUGGAAAUAAGGGAAAAUUUUGUAUUAAUUAUAGCAUUGGAGGACUUACUUCUGAUAAACCUUCAUGAUUAGAGAAACUGUGGUCAUAUUACAAAUUUCUUUCUGAUAAGCGGCAGAUGAAAACCGUAGAAGAUGAUAUCAGUGUAGAGAUUUGGCCCUUAAGUGGUGAAAUAGAUCCUUGACCGCCUGUUAGCUAACUUCCGGAAGACAGCUAGCUUUAGCAUUUAGCCGCUCCCUGUUUGACGGUCAAAAUCGUGAUUUCGACGGUAAAAGAAAAACUUUGACGCUAUUAUAACAAGUAUUUUAUAAUUUUAUGACAUGGAAGUGCUAAUGUUUAUGCUGGCAUCUAAUUUUAGCUCCCCAAUUAAAUAAAAUACCGAACGCGCGGGAUAGCGGUGUUACGGUUAAAUGUGUAACCCUGGAAUCUAGGUGCGUUCAGCCUGUUGCUAUGACAACCACAUAACCAUUCCGCUGUAAGGCGCGAAUAUACAGGGUCGCUCUCUCCACCAUAACACCAGUAGUCUGUUAAAAGCGUCGAUCGGGACAAGGGUGAGAAAAUUUGCUGGUUUGAAGGCAGUUUAUUUCAAAUAAAUUAUUAAAAAAUGGCGAAUUGUAUUAACAAGAUUGAGGAAUUGGGAAUAAAAAGUGGACAAAAUCUGAAAUACUAAAGUUAAAUGAUUUAAGACCCGGAAUAACAUAAGAAUACACCACUUACGGGUGCCCGCCAUGGGAAUAUUGGUGCAAUUUCAGGUAAAAUUUAUGUAAUUAAAAUUAAAUGUUUUAACACUAUACAAGAACAACUCAUAGUGACAAAUACACAUAGUCAUAUUUUGUUUUUGCUAAAUUAUCAUGUAGUCCGAUGUUAACCCAAUUUUUCUGAUUAAUAGUCCCCCUUUUUUAACCCCCUGAGGUCUUCCUUGAAAAAUACAACUUCAUCUUUAAACUUUCUUCGCCUUAAAAUAUCUUAGCCUACUAGUUGCUGCAAUCAGCAGCUCAAUUUUGCCAACAAAUCCUGAUUAUUAUCUAUAAGUAGGUUUACGAAACACACAUUUCCCGCUCUAUAAAAGCAAUAAAAGGAAAACUUGUAUCUGUUAAUCAUCUCUGCGUAUUUUGAGGUUUAGAUAACCGAUAUGUGCAAAAAAAAAAUCUGAAAUUGUUCUCCUGAAAAGCUUCAGUUGUAGUCCGCAGAAACAGGCUUUAAAGUCUUCAUUGUAAUCCUUCGAGGCAAAUGUUCUUAUCAAAGUGAAUCCACUUAUUGUUCUUGUUUUUGCCAAAUACUUCUUUAAGCACAAACCAACCUUACAUAACUUUAUACAGAACAACAGGAAAAAUAGUUAUUAUACUUCACAGGACACAGGUGUUGUUGGUCUAACCCCCCUUAUGUGGUCCGUUCGUUUGUGUGACAUCUCUGUGUGUGGAAAUAGUUUCUUGAUCCAACAACAUAUUUGUCUUCAACACAAUCACACACACACUAAUAAUUACCUGCUGUAAGCAGCUUUGUUUGGCCAGGUGAAUUACUGUUUUUGUCUCUGGAGUCUGCUGGCUUUAAAGACCUAUUUAUAUAUUUAGAAACUUAAACUAAAAGCUUUAUCCCUGUACGAUCCUGUUUUUCUAAAACAGAUCCAACCCUUUUUGCACCUGCUUGUCAUUUUAAUCCCAAAAUUGUAAGAAAAAUAGAACUGGAGAUAACAACGUGGAAAACAAUCUACAGUGAGAAACAUUUUAAAGCCCAGAGCAGAAAACACGAACGGGGCAGAUUCAUUCAGUAACCAAAGCAGCCGGACAGCAUGUUGAAGAAGCAGGGUUGAAAUCAUGUAAAAUUCUGUUUAAAUUUAGGACUAAACAACUUUAAAAUCACAAAGGUAUUCAGAGUGAAGAGGAAACUCUCUGAACACAAACGUUUCUGUGUCAGAUUCAGGUGGACGUGCUGCAGAGUCUCACCUGUGACGGAGUCAUGAACGUUCAGGAGUUUGUUUCCAGGGUGGUAACCCACAACAAACCCCCGACGCCGUCCGCCUCCACGCCCUACAGACAGCUGAAGAGACACCACUCCACUCAGGUACGCCACCUCCUGGUACACCUGUAGUACUUCUCUUUAUUUUAUCUUCAUCCGUGGGUUGUUGUUUUGCUUUUAUUUGAUCGGACAGUUGAAGAUAGACUGGAAAUGAGGAGAAGGAGAGGAGGAGUUGAAUGCUGGAUCUCAUGGUGUGUUUGUAUGAAGUGAAAUUUAUAUACAAUAAAAUAGAAAUUCCCUUUUACAGCCGUUUGAUGAGGGCGGUCGCAGAAUAGCCACUCCCUCUGCUCUGAGCAGCACCAUCGGCACACGUCUGUUCUCCACCCUGGAUGACGGUUCUGGUUUCACUCUCGUCGAGUACAUCCUGGACGCCUGGGUGGAGGAGGGAAUAGAGAACAGCACUGAGAUCUUACAGGUAAGACAACACACCUGGAUCAGCUUCUCCUCUCAGCUCCCAACAGAGUGAAGAAGUCAUCAAAAAAACUGAUUUAUAUUCCUACAGGCUCUAAAUUUUAACCUCGAUGGAAAACUGAGUCUGAGCGACCUCACCAUGGCGCUGGAGAACGAGCUGCUCAUCACAAAGAACGGGAUUCAUCAAGCAGCGUUGGCGAGCUUCAAAGCUGAGAUCCGACAUCUCCUGUGAGUGGAUGAAUGUUCUUAAAGCUGCAGGAUUCGUUUCUGUCAUCUUUGGCGUGUUCAUGAUGGUUUGUGUCUUCCUCAGAGAGCGUGUGGACAGAGAACUCCGGGAGAAAGAGAAGAUCCGAUCAGACCUGGAAAAAGUGGAGAAACAAAAGACUCAGCUGGCCACAGAGGUGGACGAGCACCACUCCGCCAUCGAGCAGAUGAACAACCUCAACCUGAGGUGACUGAACCUUCAACGUCACAGCAGCUCCACUUUUUUAAACUGUUUUUAUGUCAAUGAAACCACAUGACAGUGGCAUUUCACUAUAUUCAACUUCGCUAUUUUCCAGAAUCAAAGUGUUGAACGUUGUUGUUUUUUUCCUGGUUACAGGAAGUUGGAACAGGAGCACAAAGAGAAACUCGCAGCCGUCCGCUCUGAGCUGAUGAAGGAGAUGGACCAGAUCCAGCAGCAGGCCAGCGUUCAGCGUGAGGAGCUGGAGGCCGAGAUGCAGAAGAUCAGAGAGGAUGAGUCUUUCCUCAGAGACCACCUCUCCAUCUCUGUGAAGGUAUUAAAAAAAACUGAAGUCUUAUAAUCUACAUUUGAAAAGUUAGUUUUUCUCUUUUAGAGUGAGAGGAUCUUCUCGUCUUAAAGGAAACAUAACGGUUUCUUUGUUUUUAGGAAAACAGACGUCUGGAGAUGGAGCUGCUGGACAGCACCGAAAAACUGGAGGAAGCCCAAAACCAGAUCACCAAACUCCAGACUAGUUUGGACAACAUUAUCAAAGAGAGGGUGAGGACAGAUUUAGGAAUUUAUGACCUUCUGACAAGGAUCUUUCCACAUUUCCUGUUCGGUUUCUCUCUUUUAUUUGUCCGUGUUUGUUCGACCUCUGUUGACUUCUUCAUCUUUUUUUAGUUUGGAGACCUGGACCCCGGCAGCGCAGACCUCUUCCUGCAGGAGGAGCGCAUUAAACAACUCCGCAGCAGCUAUGAGGCUCAGUGCAGAGUAACUACAGUUUAAUUAUAACUGAGUUUACAGAGUCACUGAGAAAAAACCCGCCUCCUAAACAUGUCUGAUUUCUGCAGGAGCUGCAGGAUCGUAUCGACGAGCUGCAGUCCGAGCUGCAGGAGUUUCACGGUCUGGGGAGAGUUCUUCAGCCCUGCCACAAAACCCUCUCUGAGGAGCUGGAGAGUAAAAGUCCCGGCAUGGAGUCUGAUCCAGGUCGGUCCAGUUCUUAGUUCUUGUGUUUGUCAUCAUUUUUAUAGAAACAUAGAAACCUGACACGAGUCCGUCUCUCUGCAGGGAUCGGUUCAGACGAGGUUCAGCCGUUCAGCAUGAGUCUGGAGGCGGAGAUGAUGUUGGAGCAGCUGAAGGAACAGCACCUUCAGGAGAUGGAGGAUCUGAGGAACCAGCUGGAGACCAAGGUGAGUUCAGAAGAUCCAGGAGAGUGUUUGAAUCUGAGUUUAGUCGAACCUCUGAGUUUUCAUUUCUGGUGUUUUUUACUCGGAGAGAAACUCUGCCGGAACUCGAUUUGAAGAUCUCCUGAUGGAUAACUCGAUAACCUCAAACUUCCUCCUGUUUCUCCGCAGAUCAAUGAAUUCGAUAAGAUGGUGGAGAAGCAGAAGGCCUCCCAUGAGGACCAGAAAGUCACCAUAGUGCUCCAUCACCAGCAGGAAGCCCAGGCUCUCAGGGAGGAGAUGGCCACCCUUCAGAUCCAGACGCAGGAGCUCCAGAACCGGCUGCAGCAGGUGGAUGUGGAGCGGACGCGUCUGGAGCAAACGCAGGUGGAGGAGACGAAAAAACUCCAGAACCUCCAAGAGAAGGAAGUGGAGACGUUCAGACAGCAGCUGCAGGAGGCCCAGACCUGCAGGGAAGAUCUGGAGGAGCAGCUGAAGAACCUGAGAGGACAGCAGGUGGAGAACGAUGAAAACUUCAGCAGAGAGAUGGAGGAGCUGAAGAAACAGCACGCCGUCCAGAUCAGGAGGCUGGAGGAGGAGCACGUGGAGCUCUCUGAGGGUCAGCUGGAGGAGGAGAAGCAGAAACUACAGGAGGAGAGGUCAGAGUUGGAGAAGAGGCUGUUUGAAAGUUCUGAGAAGGAGAAGGAGCUGCUGCAGCAAAGCCACGAAGAGGAGCUGAAGGUCAGACUGGAGGAGGUGAAGGAGAGCAUGGAGGCAGAGCGGGAGGAGGUGGUGAGGAGCCUGACGGAGCAGUGGAAGAGAGAGAGGGCUCAGCUGGACGAGCAGAACAACGACGCUCUGCAGGUCCUCCUAGAAGAAGAGAUGAUGAGACUAGUGAAGGAGCAGGAGGAGAAAGAGGGGAGGCUCAGGGAGAUCUGGGAGCAGGAGCGAGCUCAGCUUCAGGAGCACCAGGAGAAGGCCCUGCUGCACGAGAGGAACCAGGUCCAGGAGCAGUUUGAGCAGAGGGAGAGACAGCUGAAGAAGGAGUGGGAGAGCGAGAGACUGCAGCUGGUGGAGGACUACGAGGGGAUGCUGCAGGAGAGGCUGAGCGAGGAGAAGGAGAAGUUCGACGGCGAGAAGGAGGAGGAGGAGAAGAGAUUCGAGGCUCUGAUGGGAGAGGAGAAGGUCCAACUGGAGGAGAGGCACCGAGAGGCCGUGAAGGAGCUGACGGCCAAACACACCCAGGAGAGGGACGCUCUGAGCGGCAUGUUGGACAAACUCCGAGAAGACAUCGUCCAGGAGAGGUGAGACGAGAUUUCAGUUUAGAUUUAGGCAGAUGAAGAAAAAAACAUCUAACCUUAAAAAAUUCUAAAAAACAAAAGGUUUCUCAGCUGUUUUUUAUAGUAUUAGAUGUUCUUAAUUACAAACUAAAAGUUGACUAAAGUUUGACCACUAGAAAGGCGUCAUUUUCACGAUGGCGUCCAUGAUGGUAGGAAGCCCGAGGAGACACUCCAAGUAAAUAGGGUAAAAUUUUAAACUUGCAGAUAUCACCAUGAAACUUCCCAAGUUUAUCACUUAGAUUAAGACAAAUAUUUUUUAUAUUACAAGUUUUGUCAAAUGUUAUGUAUGAAUAUGUAAAUGAGGUAAUAUCUAAUUAAAUAUGCAGUAAUUUACAUACAUAUUUGCACCUGACGAGUUUGGGAAUUUAUUUUUGACUCUGAGAGAAAUGAAAGAAGUGAAUAUUUGUUUGUGAGUUUUUGUUUGUUUGUUGUUUUUCUGUUUUUUCUGUAACUGUGAAUUUAAAUAACCGUAAACAGGAAGGAGAUCCAGAUCAGCUUCACUCAGAAAAUCCAGGAGGUAGAAGAUCGUUUCUCAGGUGAACAAGAGUCUGUGGAGAAGCGAUUUCAGGCCGACAUCCUGAAACUGGAGCAUCACUACCAGAGCGAGCUGAAGGCUCUGACUGAGAGCCACGCUGAGCAGAAGCUGAGAUGGGAGGCUGAGAUCCAGAAGACCCUGGACACAGCAGAGGAACACAGACGGAUCAUGGAGGAGGGGAAAGAACUGGAGAGAGAGAGCGUGAACCAGGAGUGGAUCAGAGAACGCCACCAGCUGCAGGAGCUCCACAAAACGGAGAUCGAAGAGCUGGUGCAGAAGAACCAGCAGCUGCAGAACGAGCUCCUGGACUUCAUCAGCAUGGCUCAGACCAAAGAGAUCGAGCUGAGCAUGCAGCUGAACGACCUCCACAACCGGCUGCAGGAGAGCCUGAAGACCAAAGACGAGCUUCUCGCUCAGUCCGAGAAGAAAGCCUGCGAGAUCGAGCUCCUCCUGAACCAGACGGUGGAGGAUUUCAAACAGGAGAAGGAGGAACUUCUCAGCAGCCAGAGAGAAGUCGAGGCGAAGUACAAGCAGGCGCUCUCCGUCUCUGAGAAGCAGAUCAGCGAGAAGAUGGAGCUGCUGAGCGAGCGCGACGAUCUGAAGAUGAGGAUCGAGGAGAUGGAGAUGCUGCUGGAACAGGCCACCCUGGACUUUGAGCUGGAGAGGAAGGAGCUGCAGGAGCACAUGGUCGCCCUGGAGAAGGCGCUGAGGGAAUAUCACGAGGUGGAGAGGGAAGAGCUGGUGGCAGAAAGAGGUCAACUCAAGACCAGGGUGAAGGACCUGGAGCUGAAACUGGGUCAGGUUUUGUCUUCUGAAGAAAGUGGGAAAUCACACGUUCAUGCAGCUGAUGAAAGAGAGGAUGUUCCCGGUCACGAGGAACCUGAAGUUGACCCUGAACUCCGUCCUCAUCCUGCAGAAACCAGAGACAAAGACCCUGAAAGAACAUCCUGUGGAGUCCUGGACCAAAAUAGCCCCGAGUGCGAGAACAAAGCGGCUCCUGGGUCAUGUGAGGAGGAGGAACAAAGGAGCUCCCAUGAAGACCAGCCGUGUCAUGAGAUCGCCGUGGUGGAUCCCUCAGCGCCCGAGGAGACAAGUGACCCAGAUAAACCAGAAACCAAAGAUGUUUCCGAGUCUUUGACCCUGAGAAGUCCUGGUGAAGGUGGAGACCCUGCAGAGAUGGAGGACUCUCUGAGGAGACUCCAGAUCUCCUAUAACACGGCCACAGAGGAGAACCUCCUCCUGCUGGAGAAGAUCUCGCUGCUUCAGCAGAAAACCGAGCUGCUGGAGAACCUUCUGGCCCACAACACCGAGAAGAUCAAGAACGGUCAGCAGAUAUUAGAGGAGAACUACGGCCUGAAGGUGAAGAUGCUGCUCCUGAUGGACCACGUGAAAGAGCUGGAGAUGAAGGCCCUAAAGAUGACCGACCUCCAGAUCCGCUACGAGGACUGUCUGUGUGAGAACACCAAACUGAAGGACCAGAACCUGGAGCUGGAGAAGAGGGUCUGGAGCCUGGAGAGCAGGAUGAGUAUCUUCCCGGAGCUGCAGGACCAGAUGUCUCUGGUGGAGGAGAUCAGCAGGAUGAGGGAGGAGAACAGCAAGCUCUCCGAGUUAUUCGAGGAGUUGGAGAAGCAGCCGGAGAUCGGGGCGCCCGAGAUCCUGGCCGACGAGUCUCUGCUGGACGAGGAUCUGGAGGGGUGCUGCGAGGAGUUUGAGAAGCAGAACAUCAGACUGCGGCGCGCCAUCACGGAGCUGCAGGACAAGUCCACCACCUUAAACCAGACCACGCAGGCUCAUAGGUAACCUGGAGAGGAAGUAGAUCCCCGACCCUCCUCGUAUCCUCAUGGUGGCUUCAACCCUAAAACCUGCUCCUCCUUCUGUCUCCAGGAUCAGCGUAGACCUGGAUUAGGUCCCUGAACCCUCCUCUCCUGUGCGUCUGUGACCCCCGUAGACAAACUGUGGAGCGUUCAGAGUCUGUGUGUCGAUCGUAGAAUAAUUAGAUGUUUUUACCGUUUAUCUGUGAACUCUGAGCUUCGUAGAAAUCCAGUUUUUGGUUUUGAUGAGUUUUUGUCCUCCUGCAGAUCUGAAACCGGCCGCCUGGCUGAAGAAAACCUCGCUCUGCGGCAGAAGAUCGCCGCCUUGAAGGAGGAGGACUUGAAGGAGUCCCAGGAGGAGCUGAUGUGAGGAGACAAACACCUCAACAGAUUUUUCUAUUUUCACUUUUGUGUUUGUUUUUGUUUUUGUCGUGACGUUUUUUUUUCUGCUUCAUUUCAGACAAAAACUGGAGUUCUUGAAGAAGGGGAAGGUCGCAGCUCAGAGGGCGGCGGAGAACUUCAAGAAACAGGUGAGGUUUGGAUCCAUUCAGAUCAUGAUCCGUCUCUUUACAUCCUGUAAAAUCUGGUGGUUGCAUGAUCCUCAGCGCUCUUCUCUGCCCUCUAGAGGUAUAACCUGGUAACACAAGUGUGUGUUUUGAAAGGCAGAGUGUAAAUCUCUGCACAAAAGUCUUCAAAAAGACACAUCGACCUCUAAAAAACCCUGACAUCUGCAGGUGAAAGUCCAUCAGAGGAAACCCAGCGCAGUGAUUCGAUGUUCUGGAGAAGAUUAACUUUAAUAAACAGGUGUUUCCUCUUCUUCUUCCUCUUCUUUCAGAUCACGGAGCUGCGUCUGCAGAGUCAGCAGCUGGAGGACCAGAACGGUCUGCUGACGGAGAGAAACGCCCAGAACAUCGCCGACAUCGAGAACCUUCGGCAGCAGCUGGAGGAGGUGAUGAAGGACGAUGAGAGGACGGAGGGGUUCUCCGCCGAGAGGAACAAGGUAAAGGGCGCCGCGUGAUGACGGUUGUCAUGGUGAUGAUGCUGUUUGGUGGUAGCGGGUAGUUAAUCGGCGGCUGUUUUGUGUUAGCUGGCGGCUUGUGUGUCUGGUCUGGAGACAGAGUUGACCAAAGCUCUGGAGGACGCCGCUCAGCUGGAGGAGAGGAACAGUCAGCUGUCAGAGCUGCUCUCCGACCUCAAGGAGAAGGUGAGAACCAGGACCAGGACCACGGACCCUCUGAGGGGUUUCACAGGAGCAUAGAAAAUAAAAUGAGGGGUUUAGGUUUCACACAGUAUGGGAAGAAAAUGACGCAGAGGUACGAGGGCUGGACGAUGAUUUUAAAAAAUAAUAAUCACUAUUAUUUUUACUGAUUUUAAAAUUACGAUUAAUAAACACAAACACAAUUAAUUAUUUCAAAACUUUUGAGUUUUUUUAAACCACCAAAUUAUAACUAUAAAUAGAACUCAAAAGAACAACCAGAAUUAAAUGAUUAACAAGUCAACAAGUUAAAAAAACAAAACAAAAGUUAAUUUAAAUAAUGAUAACAAAAAAUAUAUAUAUAUAAAAAUAAAUACCCAAUCCCCAUGCACUCCUGCAAAACUGAAACAUGUAAAAAAAACAUUAAUAAUUUUUCUUCGAUUAUAGUGUUUUUAUAAUUGUAAGAAGCUGAAAUCGAAGUCAUGAUUAAAAUUCGAUUGAUCGUCCAGCACUAAGAGGAAAACAAACUUUGUGGAGUAGACGAGCGGCGAGGAGAAACCCGUGUUUGUGUGAGUCAGUCUGGUUCAUUUAUAGAAAGUGAGGUAAGCGUCUGAUCGGCGGUAUAAUCCUCGCCGUGACGUCAUCAGACUCUGAAAUAAGAGUUGGAGCCUGAUGGUGGAAAAAGAGACACUUUGGGGAACAUGAACUCAGAGUUAAAGUUCAGUCUGAAAACCAGAGAUAAAGGAACAAGCCUGUCAUGCAUGGAAAAGGUCAAAGGUUAUUAAUGAAGGUUAUUAGUCCUGAUCUCUGUCCUGGUCUGAUCACAGAACCACGUCCUGGAGGUGGCGCUCCACUCCGGAGGUCUCCAGAAUCAGAGCAAGAAGCUGCUGAGAGAGGAGGUGUCUCGGCUGGUGGAGCAGGAGCAGCUGCUGCUGAGGGAGGAGAACGAGCGUCUCCAGGCCGAGGUCCAGGAGGUCAAAGGAGACCUGCUGCAGUCCAGAGAGCAGGUGAGUCCAGGACCACAGGGACCUCCUGUGAAGACCACGAACCCACAGAGUUUUUACCGUUCCGUUUUCUCUCCUGCAGAUCCGUCAGCUGGACGCCACCAUCCUGUCCCUGAAGCAGAACAAGCAGCAGACUCAGUCCUCGGUCCUGCUGAAGGCCCUGGAGCAGGAGAACGCCUCCCUGAAGCAGGAGCUGGAGGCCCAGAAGGAGCUGAACAAGGUACGACCAGAAGAAAGUCCUCUGUGACGCUGAUCAUGUGGUUCCUGCUUCAGUCCUGAUCAUGAGAACUUUGGUUUCAGAGCUGUGAGGCAGGACCAGGACACGCCGAGGUGGAGAGCCUCCAACAGGAGAACGAAGCUCUGAAGGCUCAGAUGGCUCGACUCUCUUCACACCUGAUGGAGGUACGCUGGGUGAAGUUACAUCUGUGUGUUAAAGGCAGCGGUAGAAGAAGACUCGCCUCCUGAACGUGUCUCUCUGUUUUCUCCAGAACUUUCAGGCUCACCUGGUCGGACUCCUGCCUCCGUCUCCUCACAGGAUGCCCCGCGGUCAGCACCGAGCCGAAGAUCAGGACAACGUUCAGGUAAGAACGAGUCUGAGCAGAUCCCUGUAAAUAUAAACAUGUAUUUAAAAAUACAUGAAGAUAGUUAGACGAUAAAAUCCGUCCUGAACAAACUCAGAGUUUAGAGUUUAGGGUUAUUUUAGGUUUUUAUUCUUCGACAAACAAAAAUGGUCACAUAAAUCCUGAACAUUUUCACUUUCACUUUGGUUUGACAUCCAUCUCCAUCAUUUCUCUCUCAUGUUUGGUCACAUUGAAGCUCUCUUAUAUCACCAGAGAUGUUCUGAUCCAGUUUUUCUGUUCAGUACCGACUCCAGCUCUGUCCUCACCUGUAGACAUUUCAACUUUUUUACCUCCAAAGUUCCCAGAGUAACUCAUAUUCCAGAUUUUACGGUAAUUCUGGAGUCAAACACACAGAUUCAUAUUUUCCAAAAAGUUUCCAGCUGGUCCACAGGCUGAUUAAGAACCUUUUUAAUCUGGUAUCAGAACAUCUCCAGCUCUCACGGUCUGAACUUGACCUCUCAGUGGGAAUUUUUCAGGAUUUGAUUUUAUUUUUGGUCACCUUGGUGUAGAAAAUGUUCCUGCUUAACUCAGGUGUGAAACUCAAACUAAAGGAAACUCGAUCUAAACUCAAACACCUGAUUUAAGUCUCACUCUUAUCUUCAUCACCUGGGUUUGUAGCUGCGUGUCACAGCUCCACCUCCUCACCUGUCCGUCCUCGCCGCCUCCUCCUCCUCCCGUCAUGUGUUCGUGUUGUGUUCGUGUGUGUGUUGACUUUCUGGGUUUGGUGUUCAGUCUGUGUGUUUGUGAACUCCUGCUCUCUGUUGGAUUUUCCUCCUCGCGGUUCGUCGUAGCUGCGGUGGUGUGAUCCUGUAGGUGUGGUCCUGCUGGCUGUUCCUCCAUCUGUCACUUCCUGUCAGAGUCAUGUCGCACAAACCUCCGCCCCUCCACAGCUAGACGGAUGUAGUUAGGUCAUGUGAGAACGCCGUCAUCCCUCCAUCAGUGUGUUUUAAUAGUGUCUGUUAGCUGUGUGACUCAGUGAGUGGACGGUGUGUCACCAUGAAUGUCGGUCCUGUUUGACCUCUGACGUGAUUUUCAAGAAGUGGAAACUUAAAGAGAACGACGGAGUAUUAGGGCCACAUUAAAGGGAAAAAAAGAAGACUUUGAGAUUAAAGUAAUUACUAACGAGAAUUAAGUUGUAAUAAAAUCAUUACCUAAGAGAAUAAAAUUGUCAAAGUAAAUAAAGUCUUGAGGCUGUUUUUGUGGAGGAGGAAAUAUCUGAACUGGUGAACUGCUUGAAACGGCUGCAUUCGGAAAUUUAACCUCUGCACAGACAUUUCCAGACGUUUCCCCUUCCUCAAAAACAGCGAUUCCCUACAAGUCCUCCUGGUUCUUUCUGCAGAAAAGGUGUAUUUCUUGUGUUUGUCCUGAUAUUCUGACAAUGUGACGCUGAAACACCAAAGGAUUUAGUAUCUCCUUGUUUGUGAAACCUAGCUAACUAACAAUAGGUUAGAAUAGCUAUUAGCUUAGACUUUAUUCUCGUAAGAAAUUAUUUUAUUACGACUUUAUUCUCAUAAGCUAUUACUAUUGUUACAACUUUAUUCUCGUAAUUACUUUAUGACGACUUAAUUCCUCUAGCUAAGUAAUUUAAGACUUUUUUCUCUUAAGUAAUUAGUUUAUAACGACUUAAUUCGUAUAGCUAAGUAAUUACUUUACUACGACUUUAUUCUCAUAAGUUAUUACUUUGUUACAACUUUAUUCUUGUAAGUAAUUACUCUAUUACGACUUAAUUCCUCUAGCUAAGUAAUUAUUUUUUUAAGAAUUUUUUUCUCGUAAGGAAUUACUUUAUUAAGACUUUAUUCUCAUAGCUGAGUAAUUACUUUAUUACAACUAUUUCCUCGUUAGUAAUGAUUUUGUUACGACUCUAUUCUCUUAUAUAAUUACUUUACUAUGAUUAUAUUCGCGUAAGUAAUUACUUAUUUACGAUUUUAUUCUAGUAAGUAAUUAUUUUAUUACGACUUUUUUUUCAUAAGUAAUUACUUAUUACGACUUCUCUACCAUAAGUAAUUACUUUAUUAAAACUUUAUUCUCGUAGCUAAGUAAUUACUUUAUUACGACUACUUUCUCGUUAGUAAUGAGUUUAUUAGGAUUUUUUUCUCUUAUAUAAUUACUUUACUACGACCUUAUUCUUGUAAGUUAUUACUUAUUUAGGAUUUAUACUCGUAAGUCAUGAUUUUAGUACAACUUUAUUUUUGUAAGUAAUUACAAAGUCCUACAUGUUUUUCUCAUCAAUGUGGCCCUGACACUCCAUCAUAAAAGAAAACAGUUUUUGUGAAACUUCAAAAUUAAAUUUGGUUCAUUUACUCCAAAAGUUUUUAAGUCCUUCGAAAUCCAAUCUGAGUCAAAAUUAUCCCAACAGAAUAACAGACUGAAUCUAAUCUGAUGGUUUUAAUCCAGAUCAGAUUAUUUUUGAACAUCUGGAUCUAAAACAUCACAGAGAUGAGGACCUCAGUCUGUGUGGGUGUUCAGAUUUAGAUUUAGAGGUGGAGGAGGAGGGUGGAGUCGUGGUGGUGAAGUGUUCCUGCCUUUUCUUCCUCAGGGGCCGGAGCAGCGGGCGGCUCACGCGGACAGCUACCGGCGGAUCGGUGGACUGUAACGCCGGCGUCUUUUCCUGCUCUCUCUUCUUCUUCUUCUUCUUCUCUCAGUCGUUGUUCGGAGCCUCAGGUCUUCUCAGCAUCCUUAUAGGAGAUGAUGAACUUUGAACUGUGCUGCCUGAUUCAGAAGGCAUGAAUGUGUAGUUUGACGUCUCUGCUGCUAGGUGGCAGAAAAACUCUGAGGGCGGGAGGAGGGGCCCUCUCAGGUUUCUCCCAAUGGGAUUUAGACUUGAAAUGAUGUUUUUACUAAAGUGUAACAUCGACAGACUUCCUCCUUUUUCUGCUCUGUGCAUUAAAAUGUCUGCAGCAGGUUGAAAACAGGGAAUCUUCUGAACGUUAACAGGGUGUGUUUUUGUUUUUUUUUCCUGUCAUGCACUUGUAUCAUUCAUCGUUGUGAAAGACGGGGGGUUUCUGCAGACAUCCUCAGGGGCUCAAGCUUGCCUUACGAUCAUCGAGGAGUGUUAAAGGGGAAUUCUGGUAUUUUCUUUUAUUACUCCGACAUGUGUUUGCAUCUGAACAACUCAUAAAAGCAAAAAAAGUUUGAAAGCAGUGAGACCCAAUCAAAGCCAGAACUCGAAAAGUUCCCAUUUGGGACACUCUUUGUAAAUAUCUGGAAGAAUCCCUGCAGAAAACAGUCGUUACAUUGAUCUUUUUAAAGCUACCAAACCUCAUUAAAAAAACUGUUAAUUUAACGCUGCAGAACAGCAGAGUUGUUUGUCCACCACUGCCCCAAUCUGUCGCCUUUUUCCUGUCACACAGAUGUGGUAUUACUACAGAACUUUGCACUUAAACUUAUACAACCUAAAAACAAACAUGUUGCGGCAGUUGUACUUGUUUAACACUUGUGUCCUGUAAGCUUUAAAAUCCAGCUUUUUUUGAAUGGAGUCUGGUGGUUUUAGAGAGAGCGAUGUUCAGCUGUGUCUCGUCCGUGUCAAGAACAAGAACUUUUAUUGGACCUCAUUUGAUGGAGGGUUUUUUAAGAGCCACUGGUGAAAAAUAGCAGAAUUCCCCUUUAAAUGGAGGCUGGAUGAGUGCCUAUCGGCCCUCUGGGCUUUUUCUAACAAUCAAGUUCAUCCUGUAAUCAUCAGCUGAUGUUUGUGUUGGAGUGCAGUCAGGGUUUUUCUCUUAAUGAGGGUAAAAAAAAAAAUCUCUUUUUUUGUUUUUCUUCUUGGACAUUUUAGUCUCUUCCUCCAGCUCGUGUGUUCAUGUUUGUGUGUGCUGCUGUUUCUGUUGCUGCUGCACCAAAGUGAAACCCAUCUUCAGGUUGUUUAAUCUGCAAAAACCAACAAACAUGUCCCACACCUUUGAAUGUUUAUCUUUAAUUUUAGAGAUGUGAUCAUGUGUCAUAUCUGAGUUUAAGUCUGUAAGUCGUUUUUUUUGCACUUAAUUUAAUUUUAUUUUGUUAUUUAUUUUAACAGGCAGUAUAGUGUUUGUUUUAUUUAUGCAUUAAGUUAUUAUUUGUAGAUGUAUCUGGAAAACAGCGCUCCAUUUUAUACAUAUUUAUAAUUUAUUUAUUUUUUUAGUGAAUAUCUCCUUUUUAGAAAAUGUACCAGAAAGCGUUAAACUCUGAAACCAAGUCCAAAUAAAAGCUUCAAACUCCUUCAAACCUGGUCUGGUCUGAGUUGUUUCGAGUCUCCUCUUCUUCUUCUCCUUGUAUAUUUUAUAAUCACAGUUUAAUAAAAUAAAUCUUGGUCCUGGUUUUGCAGCCGUUUGUUGAUCUCGCUCACUGUCUUGUCACCAGGAUGACAGGGAGAGGAAGAUGAAGAUCAUGGAGGAGCGAAUGAAGGAGAUCGAGCUUUCGCUGCACAACGUCAAACUGCUGCUCAAAGAGAAGGUGGCUCAGCUCAAAGACCAGGUCAGGAAUCAUUCAGUCCACAUCAGUCCGAUCCAUGAUCUUCUGCAGAAUUUGUCCUUCAGAGGGCUGAUGGAUGCUGAAGCUCUAAAUCGUUCCAAAAUGUUCUCCGUCACGUACUGCAGAGUUUUAUUCAGGUAUUGAUCUUCUCCUUUCUCUCUGACUCUUCUCAGCUGCACAAGAACGGCAAAGCGGACGUGUUGAUCAAGGAUCUGUACAUGGAGAACGCUCAGCUGCUCCGAGCUCUGGAAGUGACGGACAAGCGUCAGAAGAUCGCUGAGAAGAAGAACUACCUGCUGGAGGAGAAGAUCUCCAGCCUGAACAGGAUAGUGCGAGACCUCAACCCGUCACUGCCGUACUAUUAACGGAGGAAGGCGGUUUGCACUUGGACCAGAAUCACC
Molecule: messenger RNA, 20840 nt
Organism: Xyrichtys novacula (pearly razorfish)
Lineage: Eukaryota; Metazoa; Chordata; Actinopteri; Labriformes; Labridae
Source: the annotation of a GenBank genome assembly